This is a messenger RNA of Marmota monax (woodchuck), 2868 nucleotides long. RefSeq names its product inositol-pentakisphosphate 2-kinase (gene Ippk). The record is from RefSeq and is a predicted model, not a curated record. The transcript is spliced from 13 exons. Gene Ontology annotation, molecular function: inositol-1,3,4,5,6-pentakisphosphate 2-kinase activity; ATP binding. Gene Ontology annotation, biological process: inositol phosphate biosynthetic process. Gene Ontology annotation, cellular component: nucleus. Lineage: Eukaryota; Metazoa; Chordata; Mammalia; Rodentia; Sciuridae. Bases 165 to 1634 code for a protein of 489 amino acids.
UUCCGGCGGCCCGCGCCUACGAGUAGCCGUGGAGGAGUCGACCGCAGGCGGCGGCUGACAGGCGCUCCUCCCCAGACUGCGGCCACUGGAGCCGGGCGAGGUGGGUGGCCCCCAGCUCGCGUCCUCACGUCCCGGACUGCGAGGCUCCAGGGCCGCGCCGGGGCAUGGAAGAAGGGAAGAUGGACGAGAAUGAAUGGAGGUACCACGGAGAAGGGAACAAGAGCCUGGUGGUGGCCCACGCGCAGCGUUGUGUAGUGCUGCGUUUCCUGAAGUUUCCUCCAAAUAGGAAGAAGACCUCAGAAGAGAUAUUUCAGCACCUACAGAACAUAGUGGACUUUGGCAAAAACGUCAUGAAAGAAUUUUUGGGGGAGAACUAUGUUCACUGUGGGGAAGUUGUUCAGCUGCCUUUAGAGUUUGUGAAACAACUGUGUUUAAAGAUACAGUCUGAAAGACCAGAGUCUCGUUGUGACAAGGACCUGGACACUCUCAGUGGUUACGCUAUGUGCCUUCCCAACUUAACCAGACUUCAAACCUACCGCUUUGCAGAGCACCGACCAAUUCUGUGUGUAGAGAUCAAGCCAAAAUGUGGGUUUAUUCCUUUCUCCAGCUAUGUUACCCAUGAGAUGAAGCACAAGGUGUGUCGCUACUGCAUGCACCAGCACCUCAAGGUAGCAACUGGGAAGUGGAAGCAGAUAAGUAAAUACUGUCCCCUUGAUCUCUACUCGGGAAACAAGCAGAGGAUGCACUUUGCCUUGAAGAGCUUGCUGCAGGAGGCACAGAACAACCUGAAGAUAUUUAAGAAUGGUGAGCUGAUUUAUGGCUGUGGCGAUGCCCGGAGCCCUGUGGCUGACUGGAGGGAGCUCGCACAUCACCUGAAGCCUUUCUUCUUCCCUUCCAAUGGCCUGGCCAGUGGGCCCCACUGCACGCGAGCUGUGAUCCGGGAGCUGGUACAUGUCAUCACUCGGGUGCUGCUGAGCAGCUCGGACAAGGGGCGGGUCGGUGCACUGAGGCCUGGGCUCCGGGGCCCGCGUGUCUGUGAGGCCAGCCCUUUCAGCAGGAGCCUGCAGCGCCAAGGAAAAAACACCCCAGAGCGCUCGGGGUUACCGAAGGGCUGUCUUCUGUACAAAACCCUCCAGGUGCAGAUGUUGGACCUUCUGGACAUCGAGGGCCUCUACCCUCUGUACAAUCGGAUUGAGCGGUAUCUGGAGGAGUUUCCUGAGCAGAGAAAAAUGUUACAAAUAGAUGGGCCUUAUGAUGAAGCCUUUUACCAGAAGCUGCUUGAUCUGUCCACUGAGGAUGAUGGGACAGUGGCCUUUGCAUUAACGAAGGUGCAGCAGUACCGAGUCGCCAUGACUGCCAAGGACUGCUCCAUCAUGAUUGCGCUGUCCCCAAGUCUGCAGGACACAAGUUCUGAUCAGAGGCCUGUCAUCCCCUCGUCGAGGUCCAGGCUCGCCUUCUCCGUGUCUGUGCUGGACCUUGACCUCAAGCCCUAUGAGAGCAUUCCUCAUCAGUAUAAAUUGGACAGCAAGAUAGUCAACUAUUACUCAAAGACUGUGCAUGCCAAAGAUGAUGCUGUGGUGCCGACUCGGUUGAAGGAAAGUGAAGACUGCACGUUAGUUCUCCAUAAGGUCUAACUUUUUUCCCUGCAGUGUCUUUGAAACUUGAAUGUGAAAGUUGAAUGAUAGCUAUUUUCUAUUGUGUUGGACGACUUCUGGCUGUGAAUGUUUUUGCUUUUAACCCUGUUGAGGUGAUUGCCUCUUGAAGACAUAAAAUUAAAGAGCACUAGAAACAUCUUCCAGGACAAGGAAUGUAGGAUGUGAGCGGGGUGUCCCAGGAGGCUGCUCAUAUUCUUAAAUCGGAAGUGUCCGUUAAGCCCUGGGAAGACAUCCUGGGUAGUUCUUCCUUCAACCAGGGCUCAUGUCUAAUUCUCUAUGCGAAAAGCCUUAUAAGACCAAGGUUUGGAUCUCUUACCACCAGAUUCCUGACGUAGAAAGCUUGAAUUGUCACAAGCAUUUUAUGGUUUGAACUUUUGGAAAACAGAUACCACUGGAACUUUCCCGGUUGUUACUGGUCACUUUUUCAAUUUGAGCCACAUAUCAACACAGGCUUUGGGUGGUUCCCUGCUGCAGAGAGUGAUCAGAAGUUAGUGUGGACGUCGGUUCUGAGUGGUCUAGACUCAGGGUCCCUGUGGAGGUGCCGAAGCUCAAGGCUCUUAAGGGUCAGCAGGGAGUGUGAGACUCAGGUCAGGAUGGACACCACUCACAAGAGCAUUGACUUUUUGUUUUUGCUUUAUGAUUUUUAACUCUAGGGGGAGAUAAAGUGUUCUUUCCUACCUGAAAUCGCUACUGUGGAAGCUGGGAGCACAGCUGUAACUCACUAGGCUGCCGCGGCUGGCUGGGGUGGGCACGCCCGGUGUCCCAGCGUUCUGGUAGCACUCCGUCGUGUAGGGUGGUCGAGGGACUUCCCAAGCUGCACUCCUCCCCUCGGUUUGCCUGGGGGCUUUUUUGGGUGUGGGCCCCAGAGCCUUGCCAUUCCCGUUGGGCUGCCACGGGCCCUGCUUCUGGAAGAUGGGUGGCUCCUAGCUGGUGGCUCCUAGCUGGUGCAGAGGGUUCUUGUUGGGAUCACCAGAAGUGUGCCCGGCUGCUAUAAAAUUGUUGGGACUCUUGGCCUCCCCUUCCCCAUGGCAGGUUGUACAGACUGAUUAUUUAUAUAAUUUUGAGGGACUAAUGAAGGCUUAUUGUAACAUAAUAUUAGUGAAACCAUGGAAUUGUAUGAAAAUGCUACAUGAAAAAUGAAAAUAUUUUGUUGAUUGUAAAAUUUUUGUGGGAAAUUUUGCGAUAACUUGAGAAUUACACUUGUUUGAAUCAA